CCGAACGUCAGUCGAGCGGGGCGCGGUCGCCGUCACGGAGUGUAGCUGGCGCUUGUCAUCCGGCCGCCAUUACCUCGUAUUUGAACGGAUUCGUAAAAUCAAUUAAAAUUCGCGCUGUCGUUACGCGUUUUCAGUGCUGAAUGUGGUACAGUACCGCAGUGAUUCAGGAAGAGUGUUCGUUUUUCCGCUUUCAAAGUGAUUUUGGAUACGUUUGAAGAGUGUCAGUGGUACAGUUAGGUUACUGUGUUGGGUGCUAACUUUGUAUAGGGUGGCUCCGGUCGGUCCGGAGCGGCAGGACGCGUGUGGAGCGCAUGCAGAGGGAGCGGUGAGAGCGCGCCCGGCUGGGGAGUCGGGGCGGCCGGCUACCGGGCUCAGGCACUGCUGCCGACAUGGGGUGCGCCCAGUCGGCCGAGGAGCGCGCGGCGGCCGCUCGCAGCCGACAGAUCGAGAGGAACCUGAAAGAGGAUGGCAUUCAGGCUUCUAAAGAUAUCAAGCUCCUGCUGUUAGGGGCUGGCGAGUCGGGAAAGAGUACUAUAGUCAAACAAAUGAAAAUUAUUCAUGAAAGUGGCUUUACGAAUGAAGACUUCAAACAGUACCGGCCAGUGGUGUACAGUAACACUAUCCAGUCACUCGUCGCCAUCUUGCGCGCCAUGCCCAAUCUGGGCAUCACCUACGGCAAUAAGGACCGGGAGAGUGACGGCAAGAUGGUGUUCGACGUGAUCCAGCGGAUGGAGGACACGGAGCCGUUCAGCGAGGAGCUGCUUGCGGCGAUGAAGAGGCUCUGGGCGGACGCGGGGGUGCAGGAGUGUUUCGGCCGCUCCAAUGAGUACCAGCUCAACGACUCGGCCAAAUAUUUCCUCGACGACUUGGACCGGUUAGGUGCUAGAGAUUACCAGCCCACCGAACAAGAUAUUUUAAGAACUAGAGUCAAAACAACUGGCAUUGUCGAAGUGCACUUCUCCUUCAAAAACCUUAAUUUCAAAUUGUUCGACGUAGGUGGACAGCGGUCUGAAAGAAAGAAAUGGAUCCACUGCUUCGAGGACGUGACAGCGAUCAUCUUCUGUGUCGCCAUGUCCGAGUACGACCAGGUCCUGCAUGAGGACGAAACAACGAACCGUAUGCAGGAGAGUCUAAAGCUGUUCGACUCGAUCUGCAACAACAAGUGGUUCACGGACACCAGCAUCAUCCUGUUCCUCAACAAGAAGGACUUGUUCGAGGAGAAGAUCCGCAAGUCCCCGCUCACUAUAUGCUUUCCUGAAUACACAGGCGCGCAAGAGUACGGCGAGGCGGCCGCGUACAUACAGGCGCAGUUCGAGGCCAAGAACAAGUCCACCACCAAGGAGAUCUACUGCCACAUGACCUGCGCCACCGACACCAACAACAUCCAGUUCGUGUUCGACGCCGUCACCGACGUCAUCAUCGCCAACAACCUGCGCGGCUGCGGCCUGUACUAGGCGCCGACCGCGUCAAUAUCACGCUCGACGCCCGUCACUGUCAAUCCAAGCCGUUUUGUUUCACGCUUCCUCGAGUGGGUCAUGAUUUGAUUUUGCGAAAGCGGAGGGCGUUUUCGUUCGGUUCAGAGACUGGUGCGACGAUCGCCGACAGAUAUUCGUUCCGUUUGUCAAUUCUCUCUACCUCGUCAGCGCCAGGCGUCGUUUGCGGGCAGCGGGUAUAAUAUAUUUUUGUGAACUCUGCUUACUGGCGAGCCUAGCUGCGUCCGGCAGCCCCGCUAGCGUUGCUCGGGUCACCAAUAGUCAAUCGAUUGACUUUGAAACGUGGAUCAAUAUCGCUGUUGUAAUCGCGAUAACUUCGCUCUACCGGUACAGUCUAAUAUCGAUGUUGCAUCGCUUCGCUUUGUCGACCGUUCGUUUUCAAAGGUAACCGGACUAUCGGCGACCCGUAACGCUGGCACCGAGCACCUUUCCCUGUAAUAUAAACCGUGUUUGAUUUACCGCGGGUUCCCGCCGCUAUCUAGCCGUUAUUAGAUCUAGCGUUCGAUUCUAAAUGUUGGUGCUACGCGCAGCCGGGCGCCGGCACCACGCGCCCGCGUUCGAUGCCCGGCGAGUGCACAGACAACCUUUACUACGUAUAUUCCGUUUAGGCCUGUGAAUAAAAACAUUUACACUCGUUCCAAUGCACAAAGUAACUUAAAAAUAACAAUAAGAACAUAUUCGCACAAAUAACGGAACAUGUAAGUUCUCACAGCAGAUCUCAGGACAGAAUGAAACGGAAUAUACCCCUUAUCGCUAUGUGAAUAGAGCACUUGGUCGCUUGCGCGGCGCUGGGGCGGGCUCGGGAACACCGCGCUUAUAUACUCACUCUCUUACGGACCAAAACAGAAAGGAACCAAUAUUUAGUACUGAAACACGGUAGUGAGAGCAUGAACACGUUCACAGGCCUACUUUAACUGAUACAAGACGUCAUUCCAUUAUUAAGUAUUAUAUCGCGAUGAGAAAUUAUUUUUUUAUAAACUUUUGAUGCACAACUGUGACCGCUGUGGUAGCAUUUAUUUUACACGCCUCGAAUCGUUUGAGCUAGUUCUGUUGCAUCCUCGAGUGAUGUGUUACUGUUUAGUUUAAGCAUACUACGCACAAAUUGUUUAUCCUAUGAGAGCGUUGAUUUAUUAUGCCAUAUUAUACAAUCUUAAAUAUU
Messenger RNA from Ostrinia nubilalis (European corn borer), 2652 nucleotides. It is a transcript of the gene Galphao, whose product is annotated as guanine nucleotide-binding protein G(o) subunit alpha. Gene Ontology annotation, molecular function: G-protein beta/gamma-subunit complex binding; G protein-coupled receptor binding; GTP binding. Gene Ontology annotation, cellular component: heterotrimeric G-protein complex. The record is from RefSeq and is a predicted model, not a curated record. The transcript has 8 exons. Bases 390 to 1454 code for a protein of 354 amino acids. NCBI's taxonomy places the organism in Eukaryota, Metazoa, Arthropoda, Insecta, Lepidoptera, Crambidae. Gene Ontology annotation, biological process: adenylate cyclase-modulating G protein-coupled receptor signaling pathway.